GCAUAAAAUUAUAUGAGUCCUUAAAAGUAGGCAGUAGUUGGUAAUUUGAGAUUGAGUAAGUGACACGCUUAUUAGCUAGCUGAUAAAAAAGAUGCGAUCAACAAUUGCUUCAAUAAGAACAACUGGUGCAGGUCGCGCUUCUACGACCGCAGCGUCCGAUGAAAACUUCGUCGGACAAACUUCAACAACCGCACCUGGAGGAGGUGCAGGAGCAGACAGAGGCGGAGCCUCGUCCAAAGGAGGUGAGAAAAUUGCAGCAUCAUCGUCAAGCAUCGGCGCAAACGUAGACACACGGAGUUUUCGAGACGACAUCUAUCAUCGAGAGGUCUCAACCAGUUUGCAUCUGCAGUUGCUGCUGUACUUCGGCUUUUGGUUCAAGUGUUUCGCUGCUGUGACGUUGCUCUUGGCCGGAUGGUACAAAUCCCGAUGGACAAGUCGCGAAGGACUAGCAAUCGCCGUCUACUUGUUGUCUCUGGUUUACGCGCUGAUCUUCGAGCCCGCCCGCUACUACCUAGGCUACAGAGGCAAUCUGACAGAAAACGUGCCGAACUUGCUUUUAAGAAGCUAACUUGGCUAUCGAUUCACUCUCAGAGAAGAACGGUUCUAACAAGACAAGCAAUCAAAUAACUUAUACUAGAUUUACUACGGCUCACCCCUUUUGGCCUCCCAUCAUCUGCUCUACAACGACAUCUCUAAUCCACCUUUUCCUGAUCCUGAGCAUCUUUCCAUCUUUUAUCGUGUUGUUUUUUCUGCUGAUCGCGCCGGACGUCCUGCCAGAACUGGGUCCGAGUGGCAAAUGCCACCCAAGAUGUGUACUGCCUGUGGAAAAUUAUGGCCUAUUUAACUCGCGGCGCCAGUACUAGUGGAGAAUUUGAAUUCCCUUUUCCUAGUGUACUAAGUACAUUACUAUCACCUAGCGAUGCAUUACUAUCACCACUUACUUGUUUCUUAUCCUUACAAGUUCCUAGAGUUGUGUCUCUCCUCUAAUCCCAAGCCAUCUACUAUGUCGACGUAGCCUUUUCGACACUGCAGAUCGUAUUUGGGGUAAACGCGCUUCAGCGCUUGAUUGCCAAAAACACUACAGAGUUCUAUCUCCAACAGGAUGAGCAAGUAGCGUCUGCAUUUGCAGAUGCAACCCAGAGUCACACCUUCUCGCCGUCUGCGAGGUUAAGGAGGGCAUUUGGACCGGGGGCAGGCGGGGCGGCGGGGUCGUAGAAGGGGGGGAGGGAGAAAUGAC
Amoebophrya sp. A25 is the source of this 1237-nucleotide messenger RNA. The record is from the annotation of a GenBank genome assembly. NCBI's taxonomy places the organism in Eukaryota, Dinophyceae, Syndiniales, Amoebophryaceae.